AUGAUCAGGCGACACCCGACGGCGAUCACGCUGGGGCACAAAGAUAUCCUGGAGUUGAAAGAGGAAUUGGAAGAGCAAAGGCUUCAACGAGAGAUCAAAGAGCAACAGAAAAGAUGGCAGAUGUCUGAGCAGGAAGCCCAAAAUGCUUCGCAGACAGAUCGAGACCAGAAUUUCGGUGAAUUUGAUGAUGAGGACAAAAAUACAAGUCACAUAUCAAUUAAAGGUGAAAGUGCAACACAACCGGGACCGCAAUAUCAGAGUCCUAACGGCGCCAUGGGGGACAGAGACACAUUGAACACGCAUCGUAAUCCAUUUCUAGCAGAAUAA
This is a messenger RNA of Lachancea mirantina, 327 nucleotides long. Lineage: Eukaryota; Fungi; Ascomycota; Saccharomycetes; Saccharomycetales; Saccharomycetaceae. The record is from the annotation of a GenBank genome assembly.